This is a messenger RNA of Lasiosphaeria miniovina, 5406 nucleotides long. Its product is annotated as chitin synthase. Lineage: Eukaryota; Fungi; Ascomycota; Sordariomycetes; Sordariales; Lasiosphaeriaceae. Gene Ontology annotation, molecular function: cytoskeletal motor activity; ATP binding; chitin synthase activity. The transcript has 3 exons. The record is from RefSeq and is a predicted model, not a curated record. The coding region runs from base 1 to 5406 and encodes 1801 amino acids. Gene Ontology annotation, cellular component: myosin complex; cell periphery; cell septum.
AUGUCGAACCGCAUGUCAAUGUACUCGGUGGGCUCCGAGGCGGGCAUGGGUGGCCCUCGCGGUGCUGGACAACAGUCUUCCCAGGUUUCCACCACGACACUCCUCAACGCCGUCCACAACAUCUACCUCUCCUCGCAGCCAUACCGACUCGAUGCCGGAACAAGCCUCGUCGUCAACACGUGGCUCACUGCGUCCCAAGCCGGCCCCGAUGGAAACGUUGGGGGCACAGUGGAUGCUGCCCUGGCAGUAAGAGUAUGGGAACAUGCUCGCCGCCGUGCUGAAGAUGGCUGUGUCAUACUCGGCUCGACACACUCCUCUACCCCUUCUCUCCUCCGGCCAUUCCUCUCUUCGGUCCCAAUCUCGAUCCCGUCUGGUCUCUUUACGGCACUUGAUGCCAUCGAGCCUUUUCUACGCUGUGUAACCCCAAAUAACCCAUCGAUGCCACGGCAGACUGCGUUGGGAGUUACCUUGACGCUCAAUCUUGCGGGAAACUUGACCGCGGCUUCCAUUGCCCUCUCACAGGGUGGCAUUGACACGGACAAGGGGCUGUUGAACAUAACCUCCGAGCCUGGUUACCGGGCCUUCGAUGUGUUUUACUAUCUUCUCACAUCUGCCUCAACGCCCGCGGAGCGAGAGUUUCUCGGGCUCAAGGCAGCUUCUCACUACAGCCUACUUGCCCGGUCCGGCACCUACGGCCCUCCCUCGUACCUCCCAACUGCCGACGACGCUGCUGCCGCCGACGAUUUCCGGACAGCCCUGAAAGACAUCGGCAUCAAAGGCUCAACCCAUCGGAGUUUUAUCUCAAUCCUCGCGGGUCUCCUGAAGCUAGGCAACACGAUUGAUUACCAUGUUGACGAGGACGCUUUGGAAGACAUAUGCGAGGAUGUGGGUGGCCUGCUCGGGUUGGAUCCUGAGAUUCUUGCCAGACAAUGCACCACCGAGGACCGGAGGACAUUGAUUGGGGGCCUUUACGAAGCCUUGGUCGACUGGGUUAUCAAGAAGGCCAACGAUUCCAUUGCCGCCCAGAUGGGACGCAUUAGGGACGGAGACGAAUCUAGCGACGGUCGCGGCGACCGGACACCCACUUCAAACGAAGACACCGGUGAUACCGUUUGUCUGACCGUGCUCGAGAUACCCGACCCCAACCUUGGCAAAGCCGUUGCCAUGAGGGGCAUCUUUGACGACAGUCAAGGAAUCAACUCCGAGAUGAAGCAGGACGGAGUUGAUGUGUCCACGGCCGGGAGCUCCGUUCUGCGGGAAAUGCAGAACGCCGUGGCCGAGUGUGGUCCUGAGCUGGGGAUUAUGGUCGGAACCCUAGGCAGAGAGAGGCAACACACGCUGGAAAAACGCGAAGAGGUUCUCGAAAAGAUUGUGCUGGCCGCGGAAGAUGAUGGCUUUUUGAAGAAGCUCCUCCUCCCCGUCCCGGCUGAAGGCAUCAAUCUGGGUCGCAAUGGCCGCAUCGACCUCACUACCGUUCUUGGCAGCAGUCGCGCGUGGUAUCAUCUCUGUGUGCACCCGACUGAUGAGUCGCCGGCUAGCCUGGCAGCCCUGCCGUCAGUCACUUCUGCUUGGUCUGCGGGAACUGUGUCGCGCCAGCUUCGUACAUGGCGGCUACCUGAGUGGUCCAAUCGGCGGAACAAGCACCUCGACUUCACUGCCGAUUUCGACCACGAAGAGUUUGUCCAGCGUUACCGCAUGCUAGGGUGCAUGGAAGGCCGAGACGGCAUCGAGAGCUGGAUCCUGGAGCGCGGUUGGAGUAAUGGCGAGGUCGUUGUUGGCACGGAGCGAGUGUGGAUGAGAGAGACUGCAUGGUGGGAGGCAGAGAGCAUGCUCGAUCUUAAGCCCAUGGAGGCUGAGAGGCUCGGAAGCAUGCCUCACAUGAUGCCACCAAGCGGCAUGGGCUCCGGGUAUUCGCACAGCGGCAGUGGCUUCUUCCCUCCGCAGCAGUACGGUGACAGCACUUCGAACGGGAGCCGCGACCAGCUCGUUCACCACCAGCGGAACAUGAGCCAAGCCACCCUCAACGCCGCCCACCCAAUGGCCGCCCCGUCCAUUGCCCCCACCGCCAUGACUGGGAUGCGCAAUGUGAGCAAUGGCGACUACGGCCUCGGGGCCAGAGGCGACACGGUCAAGGACCAGGUCUACUACAACAGCGACGGCGAGUUCAUCAACAACCUCGAUCCUGAGCUGGCCCACGGCAAGACGAUUGAGGAAACUGGCACCACCACCUCUAGGAAGAUCUGGGUUGCCUUCGUCUGGGCUAUGACCUGGUGGAUUCCUUCGUUCCUGCUCCGCUUCAUAGGGCGUAUGAAACGCCCCGACGUCAGGAUGGCGUGGCGGGAGAAGCUAGUUCUCUGCCUCAUCAUCUUGUUCUUCAACGGCUUCAUUAUCUUCUGGAUUAUCUUCUUCGGCCGUAUUCUCUGCCCGAAUUUCGACAAGGCAUGGUCGCAGUCCGAGAUUACGGGCCAUCAGGGAGCCGACGACUUUUGGGUCAGCAUACAUGGCAAGGUUUACGACAUAUCAAGUUUCUGGAGGCUGCAGCACAGCGACACGGCCAUUGAAACGAACUCGGAAAACAUGCAACCAUUCGGUGGCCUGAACCUCGAUGGCUAUUUCAUCCCGCCACUGACUAUAUCGUGCCCCCUAGUGGUUACCGAUGACAUGAUCAGGCUCGAGUUGAACAACACGCCGACCCUCGUUGAGGGCAUUCAUACGUCGGGAUUCUACCAGACGGACCCGACGACCAAGCUGCACUCGGCCGGGUGGUAUGUCGACUACUUCCUGCCCCGCAUCAAGGAGUACUACCACGGCGACCUCGUUUGGGAUACCGGCGUGGUCAAAAACGAGGGAGCCAAUGGCAACCACCCGUGGUUCAUUUAUGAAGGAGGCAUCUACGAUCUGUCCGACUACAUGAACACGCAGAAAAUAUACAACAAUGCCGCUCGGUACGCCUUCCUCGACCAGUCUCUUGUCACCCUUGUCAAGAACAGCCCGGGCCAAGAUCUUACCGACAAUAUCAACGGCUUGUUGAGGAACGCGCGGUCGAACCAGACGCAGAGCGCGAUACUCCAGAACAACAUGAAUUGCAUCAAGAACACCUUCUAUAUAGGCAUUCCAGACUUCCGCUGGUCGGCGAGGUGCCAGGUGAACAAUUACAUUCUUCUAGCCUUCACCGUCAUCGUAGGAGCCGUCAUUAUCACCAAGUUCGUGUCGGCUCUGCAAUUCGGGUCGAAGCGGCGCCCGUCGCCCCAGGACAAGUUUGUCAUUUGCCAGGUCCCAGCCUACACCGAAGGCGAAGAUUCGCUGAGGAAGGCGCUGGACUCGCUCACGGCCCUGCAGUACGAUAACAAGCGGAAGCUGAUCUUUGUCAUUUGCGAUGGUGUCAUUGUCGGUGGCGGUAACGACCGCCCUACUCCCAAGAUUGUUCUCGAUAUCCUCGGCGUCGACCCCAAGGUCGACCCCCCUGCUCUGCCCUUCAAGUCGGUCGGCGCCGGCAGUGAACAACUCAACUACGGCAAAGUCUAUUCCGGCCUGUAUGAGUACGAGGGCAACGUCGUGCCGUACCUCGUUGUCGUAAAGGUGGGCAAGGAGUCAGAGCAGUCCAUGGCCAAGCCUGGCAACCGUGGCAAGCGUGACUCGCAGAUCCUGCUCAUGAGCUUCCUCAACCGCGUUCACCAUCGCUCUCCCAUGAACCCUCUCGAGCUGGAAAUGUUCCAUCAGAUCAACAACAUCAUCGGCGUGGAUCCCGAACUGUAUGAAUACAUGCUGAUGGUCGAUGCCGACACCUGUGUGCGUGAGGAUUCUCUGAACCAUCUUGUUGCUGCUUGUGCCAACGACGCCAAGAUUGCCGGCAUCUGUGGCGAGACGAGUCUGCAGAACGAGGAACGCUCGUGGUGGACAAUGAUUCAGGUCUACGAAUACUUCAUCUCGCACCACCUCGCUAAGGCCUUCGAGUCCCUGUUUGGCAGUGUCACCUGCUUGCCAGGAUGUUUCACCAUGUACCGACUGCGAACCGCCGACCGCGGAAAGCCCCUGAUCAUAUCUGAUCAGGUCAUCCGCGAGUAUAGCGACUGCCGCGUGGACACCCUUCACAAGAAGAAUCUGUUGUCUCUCGGCGAGGACCGCUACCUGACUACCCUGAUGACCAAGCACUUCCCGUACAUGUCGUACAAGUUUGUCCCAGAGGCCUACUGCCAGACGGCAGCGCCAGAGACCUGGAGCGUCCUUCUGUCCCAGCGUCGUCGGUGGAUCAACUCUACAAUCCACAACCUGGUUGAACUGAUGUUUCUCCCCGAGAUGUGCGGCUUCUGCUGCUUCUCGAUGCGGUUUGUCGUUUUCAUCGACCUCUUCGGUACUCUCAUUCUUCCGGCCACCUCUGCAUACAUCAUCUACCUCAUCUACCUUGUCGCGAGUCACUCUGGACAGUUCCCCUUGAUCUCCAUUGUGGUUAUAGCGGCCGUCUACGGUCUCCAGGCGCUCGUGUUCAUCUUGAAGCGCCAGUGGCAGCACAUUGGCUGGAUGAUCAUCUACAUCCUCGCCUUCCCGAUAUACUCGGUUGUCCUGCCCGUCUAUUCGUUCUGGAAUCAGGACAACUUUAGCUGGGGUACUACGCGUAUUGUCAUUGGGGAGUCGGGCGAUAAGAAAAUAGUCGCCGUCGAUGACGAGGGCUACGAUCCGCGCUCCAUUCCGCUUCAGCGCUGGGACGACUAUGCGAUGGCCAACAACCUGCCCGGCCGUCGCGGCGGCCCCUCGGAGAAGAAUGGCGUGGACGCCACCGUCAUGGGGAUCUACGAUGAGGGUAACUAUGAGAUGGACGACAUGAAGUCGGUCUACUCGUCGGUCCGCCAGCCGUCGGUGUUGACGGGUCUUCCUGGCCGCGGUAGCAACGCGUACAUGCCGCCCCAGAGCCCCGGAACUCCAUUCGGCGCGACGCGUGCCAGCACCUUUGUCGGCGCGCCACCGUACUCGGACAACCCUCUUGCCCACCGCCAGAGCAUGGCGUCGAUGGGCCAGAGCCCUUACCAGGACUUCUCGGCUGGCGGGCCCAACGCCAGCCACCGCCCCAGCGUGGCCAACCUGCGCAGCAUGACCAACACCCCGCCAGGCUUGGGCACGCCCACCAGCCUAAACCCCCGCUUCUCCACGGCCACGGGUCUCAGCGGCUACGGUGCCAACAACAACGGCCGCGCCAGCGCCCUGUCGUUUGACUUCCAGCGCGGCAACGUCGGCCCCGACGACGCCAUGAUCAUUGAGGCCAUCCAGAUGGUCCUGCGCGAAGUCGACCUCGACACCGUCACCAAGAAGCAGGUCCGUGCCCUCGUCGAGCAGCGCCUCCAGACGGAGCUCGUCGGCGAGCGCCGCACGUUUAUGGAUCGGCAAAUCGAUAACGAAUUGGCAAACAUGUAA